AAAGACAUUUCAUUUGUCGCCAGUCGACUCACAGGGAGCACCUCGAAUUAACCGCGAGGGUUUUUAUUUGAAACCACCAACCCGAGCUUUAAAAGAAAUGGGCACCAUGGAAGAAUCCUCCAAUCCACCGGUCCGGCGGCUCGUGCCUAUGGCCGCCGCUCAGCCUGCGCGCGCACACGCACACGCACCUGAUGACCCCAUACUGCGAGGGUAGCUGGAGUCGUCCUCCUGGAGGGAAAAAAACGAACACGAGGAGACGUUGGCUGCUGUCCACGACCACCCCUCCGUCCACCCACCCGCCCUCCCCCCCACCUCCUCCCCCAUCAUCCUCCUCUCCUCUUCCCUCCGACUGGCACAGAGAAGAGAGUGUGAGAGCCCAAGCAAGGGAACGUGGGAAAGAGGAAGACAAUGUACCAAACGCUGCUUCUCUCCUCCUCCCUCUUCAUCCUCCAUGUGAUGGGCAGUCCCCAGUUCUUCGCUCACCACGGGAGGAGGGUGUGCGGCCAGGACCUCCGUCACGGCGUUGUCAUGGCAACAGAGUCCUACGUCCAACCGGUGCACAAGCCCUACAUCACCCUGUGUCAGGGACAUCGCCUCUGCAGCACUUACAAGACCGUGUACUCGGUGGCGUACCGGCAGGUGAGCAGAGCGGUGUCUCCUUCGCAUUUCUACCCAGAGUGUUGCCCAGGCUGGCAGAGAUUUCACUCUCACAACUGCAACCAAGCUGUGUGUGGACAAGCCUGUGUGAAUGGAGGUACCUGCUUAAGACCCAACCAGUGCGCUUGUCCGCUAGGCUGGACGGGCCACCAGUGCCAAACAGAUGUGGAUGAGUGCGGCGAGCAGCGGCCGUGCGCCCAGGAGUGCGUGAACACAGCUGGCAGCUAUCGAUGCGCGUGCAGAGACGGCUUCAGGCUCGCCGGGGACGGUCGUUCUUGUCAAAGCCUUCCUCCUCCUCCUCCUCCUCCUCCUCCUCAUCCUGCCACACCUCCCUCUCCCACCCAGACCAGCCAGGCAACAGUGGGUGGUCACACUGAUGCGGGUGGAGUGUUCAGCCUGGUGGAGAAUGUGACGGAGGAGGUACAGACCCUGAGGAACAGAGUCGAGCUCCUGGAAAAGAAGUUGCAGUUGGUCCUGGCCCCCUUCAGCAGCUUCUUCCCGCUCUCGUUGGACGAGGGCUUGUCGGAGAAAACCACCUUGCUGUCCCACUCCUUCCAGCAACUUGACCGCAUUGACUCCCUCAGCGAGCAGAUUGGCUUUCUGGAGGAGCGCCUCGGCACAUGUUCUUGCCAGGAGAAUUAACCACAGAACAUGGCCAUCAUUAUUUUCAGACAUCUCCCGUGAAGUUAGUAAUGACCCGAACCUGCCAGAGAUUGAACGCACAAGUACAGCUGGUGUGUGUAGGAGAGGGGUGGAAAGCAGACACAGCCUCAGCCCUUGUCAUGCCGUGACGCAAUCAUGGCACAGAUCAUCUGUGAUUUUCACUGUUCCCAACAGCCUCAUUUACUUUUCUCGUUGAAUCACCGUCAAAUUCUUCAAUUUUUGUAACAGCGCCUGCGGCAGGGUCAGUUUCACCAUUGCAUCAUCCCUGUAACGUCAAAUUCAAACCCCCCUGAGGGUCAAAGGUUAAAGUGGCCACUUUGUUUCUGUGUUUGUUUUGCAUUGGUGCAGCUGUGUCCUCUGUCUGAGCCCCACACUGUCCUGGGGCAGACAUGGACAUCUGUAUUUAUCUAUUUAAAUUAUGAUUACUUUUAGUCAUUUCUCAGUGCUCCAAUAGACAUUUUUACCUAGUUUUAUAACAUUUUGUAAUAAAAAGUCUUAAUCAAAA
Molecule: messenger RNA, 1825 nt
Organism: Lates calcarifer (barramundi perch)
Lineage: Eukaryota; Metazoa; Chordata; Actinopteri; Centropomidae
Gene: egfl7
Product: EGF-like-domain, multiple 7
Biological process (GO): anatomical structure development
Cellular component (GO): extracellular region; cell surface
Molecular function (GO): calcium ion binding; signaling receptor binding
Source: RefSeq, a predicted model, not a curated record